AUGAAAAAAAACAAUACGAAUAUGUUCUUAAUUUGGGGUAAAGUUCUUACUUACAUCCUCUUAAUAUGGGCAUCUCAACAUGAGAGUAACUAUGAAGAAUUAUAUGGAAAUAAUACCCAUCUGAAUAACGCACUAGGUUUAAGAUCUAGUAGAUUGUUAAAAGGAGAUACAGGUGUACAGGCUGUUUAUCCCUAUAGUACUUUAUACCUAAGAAAAGACGUAAUUGAUUCAUCAGAUAAUGAUGAUGAUUAUGUUUUGGAAAAAAAAAUAAAUGAUUUACAAAUGAAUAGCUCAUUUAAAAGGAUAUAUAAUACAUUAAUUGAAAAUAGGGACUUUCAAAAACAGUUUAAUGAUAUUAUGAAUAAUGAAAAUUUAAAAAAAAAGGGUAGUGUAUUAAAAAAUUUAAACCUUAACGAAUUUUAUGAAUCAUUGGAUAGUAUUAAUAGUUUAAAAAUAACUAAUGCACCAAAAAAUAAAAAAAAUAAAUCAUCAACUUCUGCAAAAAAUAAAAAAAUAAAAUUAUCAAAUACAUCAAGAAGUAAUAAUGAUGAUAAUGUGAAUAGAUCAGAAUCGUUACAAAACAUGGUUCGUAAAGCUCUUAAGCAAGAAAAACCUAAAAAAGGGUUUAUGCAAUAUUUAUAUGAUUUAGACAAAAAAUUUGAAGUUGAAAUGUUACGCGCAAUGAAAAAGAAUACAUCUGAUGCUAAUUAUGCAGACUGUAGAUUUAAAAGUGGAUAUGAAAAAUUUUUAGUCUUUUUGGACAAAGCUAAGAUAUAUAUUCCACCAACUUUAAACAUGCUGGUUAUAAUGUUCUUCAUGUGUAUUACUAAUUCACAUAAAUUGAAAGAUGCAAGUUUUCCCGGAUUAGGUUUAGGUUUAUCUUCCUUUAUAUUUUUUGCUAUGAUGAUUUACUAUGCUUACAAAUUCUGUAAGAUGAAGGGGGUACACAAAUUUUUCAAGUCGGUGAACGGAGGAAUAACAUCAAAGAAAAGGGCAUAA
Molecule: messenger RNA, 999 nt
Organism: Plasmodium malariae
Lineage: Eukaryota; Apicomplexa; Aconoidasida; Haemosporida; Plasmodiidae
Product: Plasmodium exported protein, unknown function
Exons: 2
Coding region: 1-999 (332 amino acids)
Source: RefSeq, a predicted model, not a curated record